This is a messenger RNA of Sparassis crispa, 1233 nucleotides long. RefSeq lists its product as hypothetical. The record is from RefSeq and is a predicted model, not a curated record. The transcript has 3 exons. Lineage: Eukaryota; Fungi; Basidiomycota; Agaricomycetes; Polyporales; Sparassidaceae. Bases 1 to 1233 code for a protein of 410 amino acids.
AUGAUACCAAUGUCAUACCCCUACCACUAUGUGGACUAUUCCAAUCCUACUACUCCCCGUGUGUAUACAUGGGACAUUGAGCAAGACGCCGCCCAAGCUGUCCAGCCUCAGUCUUUCCAUGUUCAAGACCAGCAGCAACAACAGCAGCAACACCAAGAGCAUGCGCAGCCCCAGCCCCAGCUCGAAGACACCCGCCAGCAGAGCCAACGCCUACACCAGACAGUAUUCCAACCACCGACGAUCCAACUCCAAGAGCGCAGAGUGCCGAGUCAGUACCGCUUCGACAACAUCACAGAAGAACACUUCCUGCAGGCCGCCACCGUAGAUGAGACGCGGUCGGAGACGUCGAGCAGGCGCGGCGCGAGUAAGCCGCCGCUGCACGUCACCAAGGCCGAGCGCCCCAGUGUGAGCCCUACUGCAUCGUCGGCUGGCGCGGGCCCCAGCGCGAUGCCUGCACGAGUGGCUCACGGCCGCCAUGUGCAGCACGCACACCCGUACCGGCGCCCGUCCUCUGCGGCGUCGUCCUCGGGUGCGCGUGGCGCGCCGACUUCUGUGAGAGUGCGCAGAGAGAGUGAGAUGCCGCAUCCGAUGAUGCCCAGCCCUCAAGCUCCAGCCUCAGCGGAAGAGCAAGCUCAGCUUCAUCCCAGCACGAGUGCAGCGGGAAGUGCAGGGAGGAACCUCAACACCAUCGCCUCCGCUGCUGCCAUCUCCGCCAUGGCCGUCUCGUGCCCCGCAGCGCAGCUGUGGAGAGACAAGCUUUUGAGAGGUCCAGACAAUGCCGUCGGGGGAACCAGCCCCGCCCUUGGUGGGAUGCCGACGCCCGCGCAAGCGCAGGCUUUCCCAGGUAUUCGUACGCCAGAACCUCCACGCCGUUACACUAUUCGGAUGGACGUGCAAUUCGACGCGGCGGAUGACGCGGCGGACAACAUGCUGACGGCGAUGCUCGAGCUGCCCGGAGUGAGGAAGGCCGACCUGCGCCUCACGCUUGCAACGUGCCCGUACAGUCGCGUGCGCCAGCUCACCAUCGCGGGCACAGUACGUUCCACGCUCACCCCGAGGGGACACACCGUGCAGGAGCGCAAAUUCGGCGAGUUCGCUCGGACGUUAGUGGUUCCUCCAGAGACUAAGUCAGAUGACGUGCACGCAGUGAUGGAGGACGGAAUCCUCACCCUGAAGAUACCCGGCGGGCAUCCCGCAGAGGCGGAGCCGCCACAAGAAAUCGCAAUUCAAUGA